AUGACAUCGGAUCUAUCUGAUGAUUUAAAUUCAUUAAAACUUCAAGAUAAUCGAAGACGUACAUCAGCUAAUAAUUCUUCUCGACGUAAUCAUGCAAGUGGUCAACAAAAACGUCCUAGUUUUCAAUCAAAACGAGCAGCAACUAUUGAUCAUGAAGGUCCUGAAGAAAAACUUCGAAUUGUUGUACUUGGCGCUACAAAAGUCGGAAAAACAUGUUUAUGUCAACAAUUUUUACAAGAAAAAUUUGUAGCUGAUCAUAAAGAAACCGUUGAUGAAAUGUAUAGUGCAGAAAUAGCACUUGUUGAUCGUCACAUUAUACUUGAAAUAUUGGACACAGCAGGCAUCGAUGAAUUUCCUGUUAUGAGACGACUUGCAAUAGCCCGCGGUGAUGCAUUUCUUAUUGUUUACGCUAUUAAUGAUGCAUCUUCAUUUGAUAUUGCUCAACGAAUGCGUCAAUUAGUUUUUGAAAUUAAAGGUGAUUUAGUAACAAGUCCUAUACCAAUGCUUAUUGUUGGAAAUAAAUGUGAUCUUGAUACUAAUAUACGUGAAAUAAAUCGAGAUUAUGCUGAAACUAUUGUACGUGAUCAAUGGGCAACAAAUCUUAUUGAAACAACAUGUCGUGAACGUGAAUCAGUACUUAAAGCAUUUCAUCUUCUAUUACAUUUAGCUAAUAUCAAUUUGACACUUAAUUUUGAUGUAGCACGUCGUUCAUCUGAUCCAAGUUUAUCCUCAGAUAAAGAACAUCGUUCUACGAAUAAACGACAAAGCUGUGCACAACAAUAA
Adineta steineri is the source of this 783-nucleotide messenger RNA. The record is from the annotation of a GenBank genome assembly. Lineage: Eukaryota; Metazoa; Rotifera; Eurotatoria; Adinetida; Adinetidae.